Penicillium canescens is the source of this 210-nucleotide messenger RNA. RefSeq lists its product as uncharacterized. Bases 1 to 210 code for a protein of 69 amino acids. The transcript has 2 exons. The record is from RefSeq and is a predicted model, not a curated record. Lineage: Eukaryota; Fungi; Ascomycota; Eurotiomycetes; Eurotiales; Aspergillaceae.
AUGACGAAUGAUAAGGUUGUUAUUCUUAGAUAUGCGCGCGACGGUGCCGAGUUCUUGAUCUUCGCACUAGCUUCGUCCCGCCCCGUUGUCUACGAUGCGACAUGCUUGUUCCAGGAUAUGGGCGUCUCGCUGGAUUUCAUGUUGAUGUUUUGUGUGUCAUUCGGUUGGUUAGGAGUGUCUUUCGACACACAACCAUCAGAUUGUGGAUGA